AUGUUUUCUCUGUCUACCCUUACAGUACUGGUUCCCAUAGUCUCCCUAUUUUUACUUUUCUAUUAUGUGACAGUAGAUGAUAAUUUUUGACAGGGUUGCACCAGCACUAGCAGUGUGUUUCUACCAGUAACCAUUCCUGUUGUCUUUUUCUAUCUAUGGAAAUGGGUGGGAAUCAAGCUGUUCAGGCACAACUAGUGUACAUUUUACAUACCUUUACAGCAGAAUGUGAAUAUUAAAUAAACGUUUUAGAUUAUUGGUACUAAAGUGGAAAUCAUGGAUGUUUUGGAAUGUGUUGCAUAUUAUCACUACCAAAACCAGCAAAUGGUUCUGGAAGUAAUACAUGGAAUGACAUUCAAUGACAAAUUAAUAAACUUUAUUUGAGUGACA
Messenger RNA from Oncorhynchus keta (chum salmon), 387 nucleotides. RefSeq lists its product as uncharacterized. The record is from RefSeq and is a predicted model, not a curated record. Lineage: Eukaryota; Metazoa; Chordata; Actinopteri; Salmoniformes; Salmonidae.